AAGUAGUUUGAUACAAAUCGAAACUCCCCCCUCCGAACUUUGACAGGAAGAGUUUGUAACUCGUCUUGGUUUUGCCUGACGGGCUUUUUUUUCUCUCCCCCCUCUUUCCACUGCGUGAAAUAAUGCAGAGCAACGCUUACGGAGCCUCCCUGGCCGGCGGGGCCUUUGACGUCGGGAGCUUUGUGAAGAAGCCGCAGACGGUCCUGCGCUUCCUGAGCUGGGUGUUUUCCAUUGUGGUUUUCGCAAGUAUUACAGCCGAAGGGUACAUUAACCCAGAAACACAAGGAAAUGCAGAGUGCAUGUUCAACAAAAACGACAGUGCGUGCAGUUACGCGGUGGGCAUCGGGAUCCUGGCCUUCUUGGGCUGUUUCAUCUUCCUGCUGCUGGACGCCUACUUCCCGAACAUCAGCAAUGCCAAGGAGAGAAAAUACAUCGUCAUCGGAGAUCUGGCCUUCUCAGCGGCGUGGACAUUCCUGUGGUUCAUCUGCUUCUGUGUCCUGGCCAACCAGUGGUCCAAAACCACCAUGACGCGUGUCGUGGCUGACGCUGCCAGGGCCGUGAUCGCCUUCUCCUUCUUCUCGAUCGUCACCUGGGCCCUUUUGUCCUACUUUGCACUCGGAAGAUAUCGCCAAGGAGUGAGCGAGUUUAACCAGGAAUACACGGACCCCGCGCAGGACCACACUUCCCCGUACCCACCUCCCCAGUCGAGCUACCAGCAGGGCCCUUUCACCAGCACCCAGGGGCAGCAGGGAGAGUAUCAGCCUCCGACUUACUAAAGGACUGAGAUUUACUCACAUGAAUCCUGAUGGGAGAGGGUUCUUCUUAAAAUAAAACGAAAAAGAAAAAAAAACAAACGUGUGUACCAAUGGUUUGGUUUGAAAUCGGGGCUGUCCCGAUUUUUUUCUUGCAUAUUUUUGGGCACUGACUUUUAGUUUUUGAUUGCACGCUUGUUCAAUAGAUGUUUUUGUUGUGAUGUUUGACAAAAAGGAAAUCUGGAGAGAUUUCUUUCUUUUUCUUCAUCAGAAGUGAUUAUUUUUUUUCCCCCCUGCAGGAGAAAGGAAGGUGCCAAUGUUUGUCUUUAUACCAAAACGCCUGUCAUAGUUUCAGAGCUCCCUUUGUUUCAAUGUCGCGUACUAUUCACUGUACAAGCUAGAUGCCAACAAACUGCUUAGAAUGAUUUGUGCCUUGAGAAAUUUUUUAUUUUAUUUUUUUUGUAUUUAAUUGAGAAGUGAAGUUUUAUUUGAAUGUUUUACUGUUUUUGUUUUGUGUUUUUUUUUCCUGGCAUGAUGCUAAUGCGCAGCUGACCCACAACCAUAAGUAGUCCGUUUAGUUUAGAAAAAGUUUAAUCAAACGGCAAACACACGUCAUUUAGUCAACAGGUGUUAUUUGAAAUAUUACUUGUUAAACUACUGUAUUUUCUGUUGGGAUUUCUUUUUUCUUUUUUACAAUCGACCACUGAAAAGUUUUUUUUUUUUUGUUUGUUUUUUUUUUCAUAUGUUUUUAUUUUGAGUGUAUUAUUUGGAUGUUGAUUGUUUGUUUUUUGGAUUUUGCUCAAAACUGUCUGGUGGUCAUGUUCUUAGUUUAGCAAUUUUUUAGCAGUUAUUUCAGACAAAACUCUUGGAAAUAUAUUUUUUGUUAUUUGAAGAUAUUUAUUAUCUUGCAUAUUCCAGUUUAAAAACUGGUACAUGAAAAUCUGAUCGUUUCUCCAGUUUUUUUGUUUAAUUACACCACUCUCUCCGCUUGAUUGAUUUUUUUUUUUUUUCCGAAUCUUGAGCAUUUUUCACUGUCCUUAUUCAAAUAAAUUGUUCAAGUGCCUUAUACAGUGUUCUGUAUCAGAUGGGGUUUGCCAAAUAAAAGCUGUUCCGGCUUCUCUUGGUCAGCCCGUAAUUGA
Molecule: messenger RNA, 1891 nt
Organism: Fundulus heteroclitus (mummichog)
Lineage: Eukaryota; Metazoa; Chordata; Actinopteri; Cyprinodontiformes; Fundulidae
Product: synaptogyrin 2a
Exons: 4
Coding region: 123-776 (217 amino acids)
Cellular component (GO): synaptic vesicle membrane; neuromuscular junction
Source: RefSeq, a predicted model, not a curated record